This is a messenger RNA of Drosophila kikkawai, 1505 nucleotides long. It is a transcript of the gene D1, whose product is annotated as D1 chromosomal protein. Gene Ontology annotation, molecular function: DNA binding. NCBI's taxonomy places the organism in Eukaryota, Metazoa, Arthropoda, Insecta, Diptera, Drosophilidae. The record is from RefSeq and is a predicted model, not a curated record.
UUCAAUUUUCGGCAAGCACAAAAAAAGCAAGAGAAAAGCCGUUUGUCUCUGUACCUGCGUGUGUGUGUGUGUGCGCGCGAGUGAGAGCGACGGUGCGAGAGUUCGCGUUUGUGUUUGUGUGCUUUUAUACGAAGGGACGCCGCUAAAAAGGCGCAGAAAGAACAAGGAUUUUCCUUAUUCGCUUGCUAAUUAAAUCUCGGCCAAAAGUCAGCUAUGGAGGAAGUGGCAGUUAAGAAGCGCGGCCGGCCCCCAAAGGCAGGAGGCGGCGGCGGCGGCGCAUCGACCCCGGCCGGUAGCGGCAAAAAACGCGGUCGUCCCGCAAAGAGCGCCAGCGGUGGCACUGGCCAGCGUGGUCGUCCACCCAAGGCGCCCAAGAGCCCCAAGAACUAUGACGAGGACGCUCAGGGCAGCGAGAAUGAGAAUGAUUCCGGCGAGGAGGUCGCCUCGCCAACGCCGGCAAAAGGCAGGGGCCGCCCUAGGAGCAGCGGAGCCGGAGCUUCUAGCAGUGAUGGCAACAAGACGCCGUCCUCCGCCAAGAAGCGCAAGGCCGGGCGUCCCAAGAAGCAUCAGCCCAGCGACAGUGAGGAAGAUGACAACGACGAUGACGACGAUGAUGAUGAAGAUGCUCUGCCGGUAGGCCGCCCAUCAACUGGAGCUGUUAACCUGAACAUAGGGCGCACUGGUCGUGGUCAGGGCAGACCGAAGAAGCAAGCGGUUGCCGAAUGGAACGGCGAAGGGGAUCCGCCACCCAAGAAGCGUGGACGUCCAUCAAGCAAAGGCGUCGCUGCCGCUCCCUAUGUGCCCACUGGUCGUCCACGUGGCCGCCCGAAGGUCAAUGCCAAUUCUGAUAAGGGCGAGGAUAAUGGCGAAGAUGCCGAUGAUGACGAUGGGUCGCAAGAAGAGCGGCACCAUAGCUCGCCGGAGAAGACCGCAGUGACUCCGAAGAAGCGUGGACGUCCCUCACUAAAUGCAAAAUCCGGCAGCGACGGAUCUGCCAAACGCGGUCGACCCGCUAAGGUGACGUCCAACGAUGAGGAUGAGGACUCCGCCGACCAAGCAGGGAGCAACAACAAGAAGGAGUCGCGCGGCGAUAAGGAAGGAUCCCCCAAAGCAGAUGGCCUCAAAUGGAAUUCCUCCGAAGGCGAUAACGAUGCCAACGAUUCCAUCGAAUAUGUUUCGGACGUCUAUCAGGAUGGUGAAUCGGGAGCCGCCUAAAAACUAAUUACACAUUUCCAAACAAAACUAUACAAAUCGAAAGAAGCGAAAGAAAAAAAAAUUUAAAGAAAAGCUAAGAAAACAUAAACCAUUUUCUACAAAUAAGAAGAACACACACCACACGAGAGACCACAAAAAAAUAUGAAAAUACAGGACAGAACCGGCCCCCCGAUUCCUGCGGACUCUGGUCUCCUUUCCCCCUUGCACUGAAUCCCGAAAGGGAUUCAUUUGUAAGGGCUGCCAACCGUUUUCUUUAACUUAUAAUUUCAAAUAAACUACACAUAUACAUA